UCACCUGUGACUCAUGAACAAUGAGGAACACCUGCACAGGUGUGCCUGCUCUCCAACAGACGCAGCAGCUCGUGUUCAUGAACGCAGCACAUUUGAAUGUCACAGCAGGUGGAACUGGUCCGGCCCGUCUGCCACACCUGUGUAGCAACCGAGACACCUGAGCGGCGUCUGCUGCUUCAGUCUCACCUGUCUGCUGGAACGCACACACCGACUGACGCUCUGCAGGGAUGGACAGGCUGGCGAGGAUGGUGGGAGACAAAGUGGGUGAGUGCAGCAGCCCAGAUUUCUGUUUUCCUGGUUCUGACCGGUAUGGACGACUCGGGUGAGCCUCUGGUUCUGGAGGUGAAACAGUGGGGGGGUCACAGCUCCAGAACCGGGUCUGAGCAUGAGCAGAACCGCUUUUGCCCCCUGAAUCAGGAGAAACUUCUUUUGAUCUGGCCUACCCUCCAGCCUGUUUCCCAGUUCAGUCUGCUCUGCUCUCUGAUUGGCUGCCUCAGGUGUCUCCUCACACUGACUGACUGAACACACCUGAUCCAGGUAAUCAGCACCACGAAUUGGAGACAGCUGAAAACAGGCAGGGUGGCAGAUCUCGAGGUCCAGGGUUGGGCAGCCCCGCUCCACACCUCGCCCUGUUUCCAUGGGGACAUGGUGGAGGGCGCGGUGAAGAACGCUCUGGGCAUCGAGGACAAAAAAAAGGACGAGAAAAAGGGAGGAUUUAUGUCCUUCUUUGGAGGCGACAAGGACAAAGAGAAGGAGAAGGAGAAGGACGGCGGGAUUUUCUCGUUUGGAGACGACGACAAGAAGAAGAAGGAUGACGAUGGAGGCUUCUUCUCAAAGGUCUUUCACAAACACGACGAUGACGACGAUGAGAAGGGCAGGCAGAAGAAAUCCGGGUUUGAUGGCCUCUUUAGUGAGGCGGGGCCUGAAGGAAGUGGAGGAGGACACCAUGAAGGAGAGAAACACGGAGAGAGUGGAGGAGGUGAAGAAAACAAAGGACAGAUAGUUGACUGUGACAGAGACCUCCUGGACGAUCUCAUGGAGGUGGCUGCAGAAACCUCAGUGGAGAAGUAAAAGAUCCUCCUGCUUGUCCUAAACCUCAAAGCUCCGAUUGGUCAGCACAAAUGGACUGAUCAGGCUCCGCCCACCACUGACAAGAGGAGUCUUUCAUUAAAGCUUUGCGGCGACUGACUUCCAUGUUUCUGAUUUUAACAACCAAACAUCCGACACGAACGCCCGCUCCCAGCAAAAAUCUGUCAAACCUGAAGUUCUGGAACCAUGGAUGUUCUGACCUGGAUCUUCAGUUACCUGGAAGUGUUUAAGUGUCCAGGAGUGACGAUCGGGUUUCAGGAAUCGGAUCUCUUUUUGUCAUUUUGCUGCACAUCUUUUGUGUCAAAAACCCCCAAAAACAUUGUCUUCUUUUUUUACUUAAUGUCACACAUAUUACCUGUUUGUGUUUACUGUGUAUUCAUUCAUUAAAAGAUCCAUA
Oryzias melastigma (Indian medaka) is the source of this 1486-nucleotide messenger RNA. RefSeq names its product oleosin-B4. NCBI's taxonomy places the organism in Eukaryota, Metazoa, Chordata, Actinopteri, Beloniformes, Adrianichthyidae. Bases 646 to 1071 code for a protein of 141 amino acids. The transcript has 3 exons. The record is from RefSeq and is a predicted model, not a curated record.